CUCACUUUUUCCCCUCAUUAAGAGCGCUUUUGGGCAGACCGGGGCGGAAGUGGCACAUUUUUGCUUCGGCCGAUUUCUCCGCUCCCUUUGCCCUCUGCAACUCAGGUGAAAUUAUACGUAGAGGGUGAAAAGGAAGGAGAAGGAAAGAAUGGGGUACAUUGGAGCGCAUGGAGCUGCGGCGUUGCAUAAGCACAAGUAUAGUGGAGUGGACAACUCUGUAUUAGCCAAAUAUGUGUUGCAGCCUUUUUGGACUCGCUGUGUUAAUCUAUUCCCUCUUUGGAUGCCACCUAACAUGAUUACUCUUACAGGAUCAAUGUUUUUGGUUACAUCUGCAUUGCUUGGAUAUAUAUAUUCACCUCAACUGGAUUCACCUCCUCCAAGAUGGGUGCAUUUCGCCCACGGAUUACUGCUCUUCUUAUAUCAAACAUUUGAUGCUGUUGAUGGAAAACAAGCAAGAAGAACAAAUUCUUCUAGUCCAUUGGGAGAACUUUUUGACCAUGGAUGUGAUGCUCUUGGAUGUGCGUUUGAGUCCUUGGCCUUCGGGAGCACAGCUAUGUGUGGUGGGAGUACUUUCUGGUUCUGGGUUAUAUCAGCAGUCCCUUUUUACUGUGCUACGUGGGAAUACUAUUUCACCAAAACUCUCAUUCUUCCAGUUGUAAAUGGACCUACAGAAGGUCUUAUGUUGAUAUAUAUGAUCCAUUUCUUCACAGCUAUCGUUGGUGCUCAGUGGUGGGUCCAGCAGUUCGGGAAAUCCAUCCCAUUCUUGAAUUGGAUUCCCUUUGUAAAAGAUAUGACAAUGUAUAAAGCUGCAUUGUUUCUAAUGAUAAUGUUUGCUGUUAUACCUACAAUUUCAUGCAAUGUGUACAAUGUUUAUAAGGUUGUUCAGGCAAGAAAGGGAAGCAUGCUGCUAGCUUUGGCAAUGCUUUAUCCUUUUGUUGUGCUACUCAGUGGAGUUCUCGUGUGGGAUUACUUGUCUCCUUCUGAUUUAAUGGCCAACUAUCCGCAUCUGGUCAUAGUGGGUAUUGGGCUAGCGUUCGGCUUUCUUGUGGGAAGGCUGAUUCUCGCUCACCUUUGUGAUGAACCCAAGGGCUUGAAAACAAAUAUGUGCAUGUCUUUAUUUUAUCUGCCUUUCGCCAUUGCCAAUGCCCUCACUGCCAGGCUAAAUGAUGGAGUUCCUUUAGUUGAUGAGUUCUGGAUUCUUCUUGGUUUUGUUGCAUAUACGGUGGUGCUGUAUUUGCAUUUUGCCACAUCAGUUGUUCACGAAAUAACAACAGCCCUGGGGAUUUACUGCUUCAGGAUAACCAGGAAAGAAGCAUAAAGCUUCAUUACCAUAUCACCUGGCUGUGCUCCUGUACCUUGAGCCAACUCAUCUUCCACGGAACACUUUCUGGCUGGCAACUUCGACUUUGCAAAUAUGGCAUGAUAUUGGAGCUUUCCAGCUCAAUUUUUUGGCUGAACGUUCAUAAAAACUUUGAGGUUGUGACUAUAUUUGCUUAAUUUUUUUCACUGUUGUAUUUGUUAAAUUACCACUUUGGCAACCCCUUUCAUCUGUGUAAGUCCACUCAUCAUUGACAUCGGAACCACAUUACUUGGUAGAUUUGAUGCCUGUUUGUCGAGAUCUUGAAUGUUGUAACGUAAGCAUAUAGCAAAGUUGAUAUCGAUUCAGAGCAUUCAAACUACA
This is a messenger RNA of Sesamum indicum (sesame), 1681 nucleotides long. RefSeq names its product choline/ethanolaminephosphotransferase 1. The record is from RefSeq and is a predicted model, not a curated record. Gene Ontology annotation, molecular function: phosphotransferase activity, for other substituted phosphate groups. Gene Ontology annotation, cellular component: membrane. Lineage: Eukaryota; Viridiplantae; Streptophyta; Magnoliopsida; Lamiales; Pedaliaceae. Gene Ontology annotation, biological process: phospholipid biosynthetic process.